This is a messenger RNA of Calliphora vicina (urban bluebottle blowfly), 5311 nucleotides long. RefSeq names its product GTPase regulator associated with FAK (gene Graf). Gene Ontology annotation, biological process: signal transduction. Lineage: Eukaryota; Metazoa; Arthropoda; Insecta; Diptera; Calliphoridae. Bases 1562 to 4888 code for a protein of 1108 amino acids. Gene Ontology annotation, cellular component: cytoplasm. The transcript has 13 exons. The record is from RefSeq and is a predicted model, not a curated record. Gene Ontology annotation, molecular function: GTPase activator activity; protein binding.
UUCAAUGAGCAUUCGGGCGGUAUUAAACGAAAUAACGGAAACUUUGUAAAACGUUACAACUAAUUACUCGAGAAGUAUACGUUGAUUUCUAAAAUACACUACAAUUGUUUGUAUUUUGUUGCUUUUUUACAUAAUAAUAAAUCUAACUAAUACGACAACGACGAGUAUUAUUAUCUCGGUAUACUAAAAUUAUUUUCCAAACUGAUUACAACAAAUAAUAUCAACCGUAUUUAUUGUUUGUGUAUCGUAGUACGACGACGUUGCCUGUGGUGACAUUCAACAAAUAUAACAACAACGACAACAAAUAAAAAAAAAAUAAUAAAAAACCACAGCAACAAUUACCGGGAAAUGUAGACAACAACAAAAUAUACAAAAAAAAAUUAAACUAAAUAAAUGUGAAAAGUGAGUGGAUUUGUAUGGAAAGAGAAGUUGUAUUUAAUUUGUUUAAAAUAAAUAUAAAGAAAUUUGCCCAACCAGAAUAAUUGCAAAAAAGUAUUAAGAAUUUCAUACAGAAAAGUGAGAAUAAAAAGAAAUUUUUGUGUGUAAAAAAAAGUUUCCUUCAAAUCUUGUGAUAGUGUGUGAAAAAUAUUGAAGAAACACACAACAACAACAAAAAAACAAGUUACAAGUUGUGCUGAGCUGUGUGUUUUUUUUUAAAGUGCGAGUGCGCAAAUGUCAUAUUCGAUCUUCAAUAACAACUUGCAAAAGAGAGAAAGAGAUAGAAUGUGAGUGCCAAAGUAAUACACAAGUGUAUAACAACACGGUGAAAAACAGCAAAAACAAUAAAUAACAAAACGAAAUUAGAAAUAAAGUGAAGUAAAUAUUAAACAAAAAAAAAACAUUAAAGAAGAGAAAACAAAAGGUGCAACUAGUAAAGGCAUAGGCAAAACAACAACUACACCAUAACAGUAAUAAAGGGAAACAAACCACAACUAAUACACCAAAAUCAUAAAAAAUAAAUAAAAGAAGUUUAAAAAUACCAUUUAUUUUGUAUUUCAAAGUGCAAUGGAAUUUCAAAUCCAACCCAGCAGCAACAAUAAUAGCCACUACGACAACAACAAAACAAAAGCAAAAGACUAAUAAAAAGCAAAAACACUUCAACAAAUAAUAAGAACAAGCAGCAAAUCACCACAAAAUAUUUGCAACAACAAAAACUAUAAAAAAAAUUCCACAACAAAACAGGCAACAAACAAUAUUGUGCAAAAAUUUUAAAAGAAAAACAAGAAAUAAAUAAUUGCUACAAUCAAUAACUUCCUACAAAAUGAGUUAAAUUUCGUAAAGUUUAAAGAUUUUCUUAAUUUUUCUUUUAAUUUAUUAUUAUUUCUUUUGUUUGUUUUGCUUUACAUUAUUUGUUUAAUUUACACCAGUUUUUGUUUACGGUUUACACUUACAAAAACAAUACAAAAUAACGCAACAAAUUUUGCAUCCAAAAAGAAAAACACCCCACUUGCCAUUUUUAUAUCUUUUCCUUUUUCUUUCUCUUUCUUAUUGUCUUUCUGUCUGACGCUCUGAAACUUCUUUAUCAACAAAAUUAUUCUUCUUCGUCCAUCCACAAAAAAUUAUGAAGAAUAAUCAAAAGUCCUCGAAUAAUAAUAACAAUAAUAACAACAAUUUAAAUUAUCUGAAUAAUAAAAACUCUUUAACCACUACGGCCGGUCAUAAGCUCUCGAAAUCCGCUUCGUCGCCCGCCAACAACAACAACAUCAACAAUAAUAAUAAUAACAACAUUAACGCAGGCCAAAAUUUAAAGAAAGGUCUGAAAAGUAAAUCGAAAUCCCAUCGUUUGGUCGGCCGCUCGAGUAGUAGUAAUAAUAAUAAUAACAACAACAGCGGAGGCGGCGGCCUUGGCAAAAAGAUGGGCGGCGGCGUCAAAGAUGCCCGUCGCGGUUUGGAGCCGCUCGAAUUUGAGGAGUGUAUUGUUGAUAGUCCAGAGUUUCGGGAUAAUUUAAAUCGUCAUGAGAAGGAAUUGGAUCACACUAGUCAUCAGAUUAAGAGAAUUAUUAAGGAGGUUAAGGAUUUAAUGAGUGCUGCAAAAGUAUUAUCAACCCGCAUGAAACAGUUGGCCUAUUCAUUGAAAGAUUUCAAUUUUGAAUGCAUCGGCACAGCCCAGACAGACGAUGAGCUGGUGAUUUGUGAGAGUUUAAAACAUUUUGGUGAUAUAAUUAGUAUGAUAGAAGAUGAAAGAGAGAAAAUGUUAACCUUAGCCGAUGAACAUAUCAUAGAACCUUUAGAGGAUUUUCGCAAGAAACAAAUUGGUGGCGUUAAAGAGAAUAAGAAAAAGUUCGACAAGAAAACGGAAAAAUUUUGUCAAUCCCAGGAACGUUUUCUAAAUAUGUCGACAAAAAAGCCAGAAAAUACAAUACAAGAGGCCGAUGCCAGUUUAGGCAUGCAUGAACGUGAAUAUGUCCAGGAGUCAUUAAGUUAUGUACUGCGUAUACAAGAAGUCCAAGAACGUAUUAAAUUUGAAUUUGUUGAAAUAUUGUUGGCCUUUAUAUCGAGUUGGUUAGUCUUUUAUCAUACGGCACAUGAACAGGCUGAAGAUAAUAAAGAUUAUUUGCAAGACUUAAGGCAUAAAGUGCAAAAGACCCGUGAAAAUUUUGAAGGUACACGAGAAAAAGUCACCGAACUUAAAUUGAAAUAUAUGGAAAAGCGAACAAAGCCAGAAGAAAAGUACACCAAACGUGGCUAUCUAUUUUUGAUGGAAAAAAGUUCUCUUUUGAAAAUAUCUCUUUUAGAACCAUUUAAGGCAACAUGGACAAAAUACUAUUGCACGUACAAGAAACAGAAAAAGGAGUUUACAAUGCUCCAGUUCAAUCAAAUGAAUCACAGUUUCACUAGACCCGAACAGCGGGAGGAGGAGAAACUAACAUUAGUGUCGUGCCAAAGACGUGCUUCAGAGUUUGAAAAGAGAUUUUGUUUCGAUUUGACAUUCAAAGAGAAACCGGGUAUAGUUUAUACAUUUCAGGCCCUGAGUGAAGAGGAUCGCAGAGCGUGGAUUAACGCCAUGGAUGGUACAGAGCCGACUUAUUUAGCUCCCGGCAAGGUUAAAGCUGGCGAGGAGUAUCAAUUGGAUGAGACCGGUUUUGCUUUUGUGCGCAAAUGCAUUGAUACUUUGGAAAAUCGUGGUUUAGAAGAUGAGGGAAUUUAUCGUAAGAGUGGUGUGGGCACGAAAAUAUCAAAACUCUUAGCUUUGGGCAUGGAUCGCAAAAAGUCUGACAGUGUUUUCAACGAUGAACAAUAUCGUGAUCUCAUGGAGAGCAAUACUAUAGCCAGUGCUCUUAAAACGUAUCUGCGUAAUCUAACUGAACCCUUGAUGACCUAUCGUUAUCAUAGUGGUUUUAUAGAGGCAGCCAAACAAGAAAAUCUAAAUCAGCGUGUUCAUGAAGUCCAUAAGUUGGUUUAUAAAUUGCCUCAAUCGAAUUUCGAAAUGCUUGACAUGGUCAUCAGACAUUUGACUGAAGUCUCUCGUAAGUUCGAGAAAAACAAAAUGUCUGUCUUCAAUUUGGGCGUGGUAUUUGGUCCCACUCUCUUGAGGCCUCAAGAGGAAACAGUAGCUGCCAUAUUGGAUAUUAAGUUUAACAAUAUUGUUAUUAAUAUUCUCAUCGAAAACUAUGAACGCAUAUUCAAAAAUGAUCCCAGUGCGGUGGGCGCUCACAUCCAGUCGAAUUCGAGCAGUCCUCCAGUACGUGUGCCUCGUGCCAGUCAAGCCAAUAAAUCACUAUCAGCGGGCGGUGGUGGUGGCUCAGUGGGUCGCAAUUCCAUGUAUUCACCACAACAAGUCUACCGAGUGGUGACAAAAUCAAAUUUCACCGAUUCUCCCAUGUCUUCGAGUUUACAAAACAUUCCUAAUGGUAUGAUUUAUGGUACGAGUGGCGGUGGUGGUGGCGGUAGUGGCGGCGGCGGAGGCAGUGGUGGUAACUCCGGAGUCAUUACCUCAAAUGGUACUAAUGGUGGUUUGCUAGCUGCUCAUGCCACUAAUGGUGGCAGUGGUCCCAAAAGUCUGGGCAUGAGCGUUAAUAUGGGCAGUGUUAAGAAUUUGCAUUCAAUGUCGCAGAGCGACAUCAGUAUGCGCCGCAAUAAUGCCAACGAAGCCGUUUAUGGCAUUUUAACCGCCAACACAAAUGGUGGCCUAACGGCUCAUCAUGCCACACCGGCUAAUGCCACUAAUUUAAGACACGAUUAUCUAAUGGCCACGGCCACACCGGCCUCCACGUCCAUCUACAGUACGAAUACCUCCGGCAAUCGCAUUAGUUUAAAUAAUGUCUCACCACCCACAUUGGCCAUGCGCAAGGAAGCCCUAUACGGUGUGGGUAGUGGGCCACAGCAACAUCCACCAGUCCAGCUGCAGCGCAGCAAUCAUCUGCCAUAUGCCUCUAACAAACAUUAUCCCUCGGGUGCUGCUGCCUCAACAUCUAGUUCCAACGAAAGCGUUUGUGAUUCGCUAUCAUCAACGAAUGGGGGUGGCGGUGGUGGUCGUUUGUUAUCCGCCCGCGGUUCUAUCGAUUAUGUGCCACAUUCCUCACAAGCCACAUCGCUGUCCACUCUGUUGGGAUCUCAGGUGGAUGAUGUGGUUAAUGCAACGGCUGCUCCUUCUAUGAUAGUGGGCAGCACGGGUAGUUCACCAAAUGAGUAUGGUACGACACCGCAAAAGGUGCAUCGCAAUAAAGAUGUCACGCAAAUUAAACGGGAUUUGGAAGCGGGCACAGCGCGAGUACGUACUUUAUAUGCCUGCUUGGGAGAGAGCGAAGGUGAACUAUCAUUUGAACCAAAUCAAAUUAUAACAAAUGUUGGUUUUUCCCAUGAACCGGGCUGGUUGCAAGGCACAUUAAAUGGUAAAACCGGACUUAUACCAGAAAACUAUGUUGAACACUUAAAACCAUACCAUUAGUCAUGUAAGUCUAAUCAUCAAUUAUCUUUAUAUAUAUUUAAACAUAUAUAAAAAUAAAUAAAAACAAAAUAUAAAUACAUACCCUACAUUAUAAUUAAUUAUAAUUACAUAAACAUAAAUGCAUAAUUAGUGAUAAAUUGAAUUAAUUUAUAAACAAUUUAAGUAUCUAUUCUACAUAUAAAACGAAAAAAAACAAUGAAUUGUAGUUGAAAAACAUAAAAACCAGACAACAAAUGUAAUGUUUUGCAAACAUUAAUAUAAAAUUCAAAUAGAAGUUUGAAAUUAUAUCCAAAAUUGAAGUAAUAACAAUAAAAUGUAAACCAAAAUUAUUUAAUUAAAAAAAAAUAAAAGAAUGUAUAAAAAACGAAAGAAAGUUAUACAAAAAACCAGCACAAAAUUGAAUAAAAUAAAUUAUUACUACAA